Molecule: messenger RNA, 2805 nt
Organism: Magnolia sinica
Lineage: Eukaryota; Viridiplantae; Streptophyta; Magnoliopsida; Magnoliales; Magnoliaceae
Product: receptor-like protein EIX1
Exons: 1
Coding region: 1-2805 (934 amino acids)
Molecular function (GO): protein binding
Source: RefSeq, a predicted model, not a curated record
AUGGAGAGAAGAGGCUUUCUUAUUUCCCUCUUUCUUUUAAAUAUACUAAUACGUUGCGGAGGAUAUUGGAAGGUGAGUGGUUGUUUGGAUUGGGAGAGAAAAGCUCUCACCACCUUUCGGAAGUCUCUCAACGAUUCCUCCAGUCGUCUCUCUUCUUGGGAUGAUACCUCAGACUGCUGCAAUUGGACAGGAAUUACCUGCAACAACAAAACACAGUACGUUGUUCAUCUUGACUGCAGUCGUUUGGGCCUGAGUGACAGAAUUGAUCCAGCUGUGGUUGAACUGAAGCAUCUUCAGUUGUUGGACUUGACCUACAAUGCUUUUAAUGGUAUCCCAAUUCCACAGUUUGUGGGUUCCAUGAAGGAGUUGAGGCAUUUGAACUUGUCAGAAGCAGGGUUCAGUGGGAGAAUCCCUCAUCAGCUUGGAAACCUCUCUCACCUCAUUUCCUUGCAGCUUUCUUCAUUUUACCUAACUUCAGAUUAUUACCCCUCCCUGAGUUCCGAAAACCUGUGGUGGUUGACAAACCUAACUUCUCUCAAGUACCUCGACAUGUCUUAUGUGAACCUUUCCACGGCAAGCUAUGAUUGGCUGCACGUAAUUAACAUGUCUCCUUCCCUCAUUGAGCUAAAACUAUUCCAGUGUGGUCUUUCAUAUAUUUCUCCAACUCUUGCUUCUGUUAAUUUCACAUCUCUCCGCGUCCUUGAUCUUAGUUACAACAAUUUCAACUCUAGAAUCCCAAACUGGAUUGCUAACAUUAGUAACCUUGUGUUUUUAGAUCUCUCAAGGAAUCAGUUGAAUGGGAAUAUCCCUGCAGGUCUUGGAGGAUUGUCUUCCUUACAAUCUUUACUUCUCAGUAUGAAUCAAUUAAAUGGGAAUAUCCCUGCAGCUCUUGGAGGAUUGUCUUCCUUACAAUAUUUAGAUCUCAGUGAGAAUCUGUUGAAUGGGAAUAUCCCUGCAGCUCUUGGAGGAUUGUCUUCCUUAAAAUCUUUAGAGCUCGAGGAGAAUCGAUUGAACGGGACAAUUCCAACAAGUUUAGGAAAACGUUCUAACUUGUCGUCUCUUGACCUCUCAGACAAUUCCUUGACAGGAAAUGUGUCUGAAAGUCUUUUUGAAAACCUCAAGAAGUUGGAGGGCUUGCAUUUUUCCUCCAAUUCUUUGGUUUUUGAUCUACACCCAGAUUGGGUCCCUCCAUUUCAGCUUCAGACCAUUAGGCUGGGAUCAUCUCAUUUAGGUCCUCGAUUUCCUCCUUGGUUACGAACACAAAAAUACGUAACAAAAUUAGAUCUCUCAAACACAAGCAUCUCUGACAUCAUGCCCACCUGGUUUUGGGAUUUAACUCCCCAACUUUUUUUACUGAAUCUUUCAAAUAAUGAGAUUUCUGGCCAAUUACCCAACCUUUUAAAGAUGCAGUUUUAUGUCUACAUUGAUUUGAGUUUCAAUCGUUUCAGUGGCCCUGUACCUUGCAUAUUGAAUGGAUCCACACUACUUGAUUUCUCCAACAAUCAAUUUUCUGGGCCAAUCCCACCAAAUUUUACAUCCACGAUGCGUUAUAUGGAAUUCUUUUCUGCUGCACAUAACCAAAUCAGUGGCAUAAUUCCCUCAUCCAUAGAAGAAUUGAAACAUUUAGUUGUCCUUGAUCUUUCCCAAAACAAUAUAACUGGUACCAUUCCGUCAAGAUUGGGUAAUUGUGUAGCCCUUGAAGCACUUGAUUUGAGCAAGAACAGGUUAUCAGGAGGAAUACCCAUGUCUUUGGGUCUGUUAAGUCAACUCCAAACAAUGCACUUGAACAACAAUACCCUAUCAGGAGAAGUCCCUUCAUCUUUGAAGAACUGUUCCAGGUUGGAGACUCUCGACCUUGGAUACAAUAAUUUGUCGGGUCAUAUUCCCACUUGGAUUGGCAAAAGCUUUCCAGCUUUAAGAAUUUUGAGUUUACGAUCCAAUAUGUUUACUGGCAACAUCCCACCGCAACUAUCAAACCUAACUUCUCUUCAAAUCCUUGAUGUGGCACAAAAUUGUUUAUCUGGCACAAUUCCUCAAAGUUUUGAAAAUCUCACUGCAAUGAAAAAUAAGCUAAAGCCAAAUGGCUGUCUUUCCUAUAUACAGACAAGAAUGUUGUAUUAUGAGGAAAACUUGCUUGUGACUUCGAAGGGGCAAACACGUGAAUACACAAGAACAGUUUCACUGGUUACAUGCAUGGACCUUUCAAGCAAUAACUUAUCGGGAGAGAUCCCUGAAGGAGUCACAAGUCUUUUGGGACUACGUGUCUUAAACUUAUCUAGAAAUCAUUUCACCAGAAAGAUUCCAGAUAAGAUUGGUAAAUUGACAUUGCUGGAGUCUCUCGAUUUCUCUAAAAAUCAGCUUUCAGGCACAAUUCGACAGAGCAUCUCAAAUUUAACUUUUCUAAGUUACUUGAACUUGUCAUAUAACAACUUGUCGGGAAGAAUUCCAUUAGGAAAUCAGCUCCAGACACUUGAAGAUCCGUCUAAUUAUAUCGGCAACAAUGGACUCUGUGGACCUCCUCUUAUAGAUAACUGUGCUGGCGAUGAGACACCUCAAGGUCCACUUCCUGGUAGUACUGAUCAUGUAAAAGAAAAUGAAAAAGAGUAUGAAAUGCGUUGGUUUUACACUGCAAUGGGACUAGGAUUUCCUGUGGGUUUUUGGGCCUUUUGUGGCAUUUUAGUGCUCAAGAAAUCUUGGAGGAUUGCCUAUUACCGCUUCUUUGUUGAGAUGAAAGAAAGACUUUUUUUAACUGUUGCUUUAUGGGAUGUUAGAUUGAAGAAGUUUCUUGAAAAGCUAGGUCAUUAG